GAGAGUUAGAGAGAACUUUUGUUUUCCUGGGACUUUAAUGAAGUUGGCCCUGGUUAGUCUUGGAGGGAUUAUAUCCCAGACUGGAGUCACUUGUGUUACUUGGCCCUGUGACUGCUGUGCUGUGAGGUGAGUGAGGGAGCUUUCCUUAGGGUCACAUGAAGGGGAUGAUCGCAGGGCAGAAGCAGAGCGGGAAGAAGAGCAUGAAUAUGGCAGCAGUUUCACCUACUCACCCAGGCUUUGGGAGAUCAGGGAAGAGCUUCCUCAUCGACAAUCUGCUGCGCUCGGCGGGGCCAUCCUCUUCCUCAUCCUCGCCCAACUCAGAUGGACCAACAGGUGGGUUCUUCAGGGGUCCCGUGACCGGCCACCACAGGAGAACCUGGGGCCCUCAGCAUGUUGUCUACCAGGGCCAGAGUCAGAACUGUAAACGAGUCAAAGACAGGGAGCUUCCUCCUCGGUCACACUCAGGCCUGUUGAGCAGUGUGUUUCUACGGGGCCCUCAGUAUCUGCUGGCAGCAGUGUGCUGUGGUGGGUCCAGCCCUCCAUCUGUCUUCUCCGAGGGAGCCAACAUUCCUAUGUGGUCCCCGGAUACGAGCCCCAAAUCCCGGCGAGGGAUCCUGAGGAGGGCGGUGUUCUCUGAGGAGCAGAGGAAGGAGCUGGAGAAAACGUUCAAGAGACAGAAGUACAUCAGCAAGACAGACAGGAACAAGCUUGCAGCAGAUCUCAGCCUGAAGGAGUCUCAGGUGAAGAUCUGGUUCCAGAACCGGAGGAUGAAGUGGAGGAACUGUAAGGAGAAGGAGGCCCACAGCGGCCGCUCCCCCAUGGAGGAGCUCAUGUCCCGGGGCUGCAAACAGGAAGAGGAGGCACCAGAGAGCACGGGCACGGCAUUAGACAGAUCAUCAUCACAGCAGUGGGACAGGGAAACAGGAGUUACCAUAGAGAAAGAGCCAUGCAAGAAACGUGUGACUUUGAUACAGCCACUGAGUCUGCACAGACACACUAUGACCUCUGACCCAUGAGAGGAUUAAAGACUGAGAGAAACCACUGGGCAAAAACUGGUUGAAUCAACGUUGUUUCCACGUCAUUUCAACAAAAAAUGAUACAUGAUGUUGAAUCAACGUGGAAACUGAUUGGAUUGGGAAAAAAGUCAUCAACAUAAGGCAAUUUCGUCUUUUUUUCAUCCAACAUUUUACCUAAAUCCGACGGCAUGGUAAUUUUUUUUGCUGAUUUCACAUUGAAUUCAUGUUAGUUGACAACUCAACCAAAUGUAAACCAAAUCUAGAAGUUGAAAUGACGUCUGUGCCCAGUGGGAAGAUGAGGGUCAGUGUUGUGAGGCAUGAUUGAAAAGGGACUGUCUGAACAUUGGAUAAAACGACUAACACUCCAUAACAAUAAAAUACUUGUCAUUUUAAUAUUGUGUGGGUUGCUAUUGUGUAGCAACAUUUUGUAGACUGACUGAAAGUGUUUUUGAAUGUGUUUUUGGAAAGUGUUUUUGAAUGAUCAAUACAAAUCUCAAAAACAAAA
Molecule: messenger RNA, 1521 nt
Organism: Salmo salar (Atlantic salmon)
Lineage: Eukaryota; Metazoa; Chordata; Actinopteri; Salmoniformes; Salmonidae
Product: homeobox protein DBX2-like
Biological process (GO): regulation of transcription by RNA polymerase II
Molecular function (GO): DNA binding; DNA-binding transcription factor activity, RNA polymerase II-specific
Source: RefSeq, a predicted model, not a curated record